CGGCAGACAUUUGGCCGAGGAGACACACCCUCGCCUAGGCCUAGGGCCCCCAAGCUCUGUUGGGCUCCGGAACGCGCUUAACCUCGUUUAGAGCAUCGCAUACGAAAAAUGUCGAUUGUGGCCGAUCAGGUACGCCGUCUGAGUGAGCGCUUAGACGAAGUUUCUUUGGCUGAGCUGGGACUCCGGGAUGGGCACCAAGGAGUUCACCCCUCGGCCGCAGAGGACGCCACGGUGCUGUCGUCUCCCCGCGUCCAAGAGCUCCUCCGCAUAGUCAAGAACCUAUCAUCCGGGUCGGCCUCGGGCCAGCCGUUGCAGUCAGCCCGGAUUCAGAGGCUUCUCAUGCAGUCGGGCCUUCUGACUGAAGACGAUACCUCAGCGAUGUAUCCGCCCGUCGUCAAAACCAAGACUGACUACGAAAGUGAUAUUGAAUGGCUCCUAGUAGGCAAAGCCACGGUGCAGACGUUCGGCCUGGUCAUGAGCACUCUCUUGGACGAUAUUAUCCCCUUGGGAAACGACAUCUGGUAUUGGGACGAAAUUCUGGGCUCGUAUUCGGACAGCGUUCUUUACACAGUCCAGACAUCGCCGUUGCGCAUGUGGUGGUGGAGCAAGGAGAUUUACUACGAUAGCUUAUCACGGUUUCAGAGUCUAAACCGCGCCAUGCCUCCUAACGAGAUCGUUCAUGACGACGACGAAUUCUUUCGCUCGCCCGUUCCUGGCGAACUGAUUACUCACGCGCACACUUUUGGCACCAAACACCACACUGAUAGCGAUAACGCCGAUGAAGUUUCGGGCGCUGGAGAAACUGACGGUGCUGGUGACGAGGGACCAGACCUGGAGGUCGACCUGUCGCUCACCUUAUCUAGGCAAUGGCGUCAGUUUUAUUCCAUCGUCAGGACCAGCAUUGCAGAGAGGUCCAUAACAGACCUGCGACGCAGGUUGUUUUCACGCGUCGACGUGUGCCGCGCCGAGGCUCAAGAGAAGCGGCAGCAACUAUGCCAGCUCCGAGAAAUGAGCGCGGCCGGGCUCGGAAUUCUGAUGGGCGAGGGUCUCCGAUUUGGCCAGCCACACGCUUUGAGAGACGAAAACGAAUGGAAAAGCGUCCUGGAACAGAGUGUUGUCCUAAUGGACAUGAUUCUCAAAAACACCCUGUCUCUCGAAUCUAAUCUCCAGGAGUUUGAGGAAAAGAUCUUCAAUAGUGUGAAGGAGGAUCCGGGACUAAUAAUGCAGGCAUACAACACGGUCGAGGCCGAGGCCGAAAGACCGGCUGUUCUUGCCCGACGAAUCUUUUAUUUACUCCAGCAAGGCAUCCCUGGCCACCUUUGGAGCAUGAACCAACUUGCGCGUCACAAUGGCCGACCAUCGCGGCUGGUCAGAUAUUGGCCGGCGGCAGUGGCUUUGAUCGUCUCAUCUUCGACGAUCCUGCGCAUUCUGAUCAACCGGCAAGACGACAUCGUGAACUGGAUUCGCGGGCUAGGUGCUACGACGCGCGACUUUUGGUUCAACUGGGUCGUCGAGCCGGUGCGCAAAAUCAUUGGCACCAUCCGUCACGACACCAAUAGCGAGAUUGCCAUCAUGAGCCGGGACAGUCUGAAGGCAGACCGGGAGAGUCUGGAGCGGAUGGUAGUGGACUUUGCGUGCGACAACCCCAACGUGGCUGUCGGGGCCUCGUCGAUCACAGACAGCCAGAUUACCGAGAUUCGGUCCAAGGUCAAAGAGGGAGACGUGACGCCAGUGCUCAGGGCCUACGAGAAGGACAUGAAGCAGCCGUUUGUAGGCGCGAUAAAGGGGGACCUCGUACGGUCACUGCUUAUCCAGGUGCAAAAGACAAAGGUCGACCUCGAAGUGGCCAUCAGUGGGAUCGAUGCCUUACUCAAGAGCCAGGAGUUGGUCUUUGGCUUUGUGGGGCUAACUCCUGGAAUAUUUGUGACGAUUGGCGUCGUCCAAUAUUUGCGGACCAUUUUCGGGGGCCGAAAGAGCGUCCGUAAGAGCCGCAAGGCGCGAAGCAGUGUGAGAGUGCUGCGGAAUAUCGACCGAAUUUUUUCGGCAUCAACAGUUGGGCAACUCACGGGUGACAGCCUGAUCUCGUACAAGGACCACGGUCUGCUGCUCUGCGAAAUCCACGCGCUGCGCAAGUUGGCUCACGAUGUGCUUCCGAGAGAUAUGCGAAAGGAGUUCAUCGAGGAUCUCGACGAGCUAGGCAAUCUAAGCAAAGGGACGAAGAUGCAGAUGAGGGUGUUAGACAGGAUCCACUGGGCCUAUGCCGAGUGGUUGGUUAAGAUGAGGUAGCGAGAGACAGCGUGGUGUUCUUUUAAUCAAAGCAGCGUACAUACUAGAUUAGAGCCAGCAGAGCAUUGUUGCAAAACCAG
Molecule: messenger RNA, 2366 nt
Organism: Lasiosphaeria miniovina
Lineage: Eukaryota; Fungi; Ascomycota; Sordariomycetes; Sordariales; Lasiosphaeriaceae
Product: ATP synthase regulation protein NCA2
Exons: 3
Coding region: 109-2286 (725 amino acids)
Cellular component (GO): mitochondrial outer membrane
Source: RefSeq, a predicted model, not a curated record